CGGGGGCCUGCCUGAAGUCGGCGGCGUAAUGAACGGCCCCUGAUCUUAUGUAAAUCACGAAUUCAACUUUGUUCGAUGAAGUGAUUGUUUGAGUCGAAUCUUCAACUUAGACGACGGCGUACAGUGGCUGCAGACGACGGACUGCUGUUGCAGCCUUGCAGGUGGCUCGUGGACUUCUGUUUGGUGGUUUUGGGAGAUGGGAAACCAGGUUUUCUAGGGUUUCAGGGAUGGAAACUGGUUUUUGUUCGCGAGUUUUAUUGCGGUUUACUGUGCAGCUGUAAAAGAAGCCUGUGUUAGUUGUCUCCAACAGCUCGUCUAUUAAACAAAUGAACCCAUGAGUGGUGGGGAAAUUAAUUAAUCUUAGUUUGGAGUAAGAGAAAAGGCAGUUCCCUUCUUUGGGUUCUCUCCUCUUGGGUGGGGUUCCCUUUGGAUCCUGGCAAACGGCUAGUUGUGUCGUUCCAGACAUCCUCUCUCUCUAUCUCUCUCUCUGCCAUUAGCAAAUCUCAAUGUCUGGAGUGUAAUCUCUUGAAUAGUAACCACUCGUGGUCUACUAGCAGAAGGUAAGCUAAAAAUCUCUCUCUGUCGUGCUGUAAGCUCGAAAAGGGUCUCAAAUUUUUCAACUUUAGUGCUUGGAAUUUGCACUGAAGGGUUUAAACUCCAAGAAUUGGGAGCCUAUAUAUCUCUCUGUCUCAGUCAGUCGCAAAGGGAGGCCAUUCUGUUCUUGCUCGUCCAUUUUUCACAAGCUGGGGCGUUUGUUGACAAGGAUUGAAGCGGUGAGGUGGCUGCAGGGUGCUUUGAGCCAUGGUCGGUGUUUUGAUCUGGUUGGUGUUGUUAUUGAACUAUGGCGGCUCUGUUUUCUGCUUGAAUGUAGAAGGGUUAGCUCUUUUGGCCUUCAAAAACUCCAUUAAGGAUGACCCGCAGAAUGCUACAGGCAACUGGGAUUCAUCCCAAGAGACGCCAUGCUCAUGGAAUGGCGUUGUUUGCAGUGAAAACAGAGUGGUCUCCCUGAGCAUGCCCAAGAAGCAGCUAUUGGGUUCUUUGCCGUCUAUUCUGGGCUCUUUGGUCUACAUGAGACACAUCAACCUGAGGAAUAACAGACUGAAUGGAAGUAUUCCCUCAGAACUAUUCCAUAUUGGGGGCCUUCAGAGCAUGUUUUUGUACGGAAAUUCCUUUUCUGGAUCGCUUCCUUCAGAUGUUGGUGGGCUAAGGUACCUUCAGAACUUGGAUUUAUCAAGCAAUCUUUUGAAUGGUUCCUUGCCUUCUUCGUUGAUGCAGUGCACUAGAUUGAAAUCUUUGAUACUUCGCAAGAACAAUUUUAGUGGUGUUCUGCCUGAUGGAUUUGGUGUUACCUUCAGUUAUUUGGAAACGCUUGAUCUUUCUUAUAAUAGAUUUGAGGGUUCCAUUCCCGGCGGCAUCGGAAACCUGUCUCGCCUUCAAGGCACUGUAGACUUGUCACAUAACCUCUUCUCUGGCUCGAUCCCUGCAUCUUUGGGAAACCUUCCUGAGAAGGUCUACAUUGAUCUCACUUACAAUAAUCUCAGUGGGCCGAUACCGCAGAAUGGAGCUUUGGUUAAUAGAGGACCAACAGCAUUCGUCGGUAAUCCACAUCUCUGUGGUCCUCCAUUGAGGAGUCCGUGCCCUGGAACUUCGCCCAUCUCUUCUUCAACUCCAGGUCUGCCGAAUGGCUACCCGCCUCCUACAAUGUCAGAUAUGGUUAACUCCAGCAGUGGGCACAAGGGCCUGAGCAAAGGACUAAUAAUAGCGAUCGUGCUGAGUGAUGCUAUGGGGAUUGCAUUGAUCGCUUUGGUCUUCUUAUUUUGUUACUGGAGGCUUGUUUCUUCACAUGAGAAGGGUGAGCUUUCAAGCUAUGAAAAGGGUCAGGUGGCGAAGAGGGACUGCCUGUGUUUUAGGAAGGAUGAAUCGGAGACUAACUCUGAGAAUUUGGAGCAGUUGGAUUUGGUGCCACUAGAUGUACAUGUGAGGUUCAAUUUGGAUGAGCUGCUCAGGGCAACUGCUUUUGUUCUAGGCAAGAGUGGCAUUGGCAUAGUCUACAAGGUCGUCCUGGAAGAUGGGCUCACCUUAGCGGUGAGAAGAUUGGGUGAAGGUGGGUCUCAAAGACUGAAAGAAUUUCAAACCGAGGUCGUAGCAAUUGGGAAGCUCCGGCAUCCAAACAUUGUUGCACUCCGAGCGUACUAUUGGUCUGUCGAUGAGAAGCUUCUUAUCUAUGACUACAUACCUAAUGGAAAUCUGGCUUCUGCCAUUCAUGGAAAGAAUGGUCCUCCUCUUCUGUGGGAAAUGAGGGUUGGAAUUGCAAAGGGGACAGCGAAGGGAUUGGCUUACUUGCAUGAGUACAGCCCCAAGAAGUAUGUUCACGGUGAUCUGAAGCCUACAAAUAUACUCUUGGGGAUUAAUAUGGAACCUUACGUAUCAGAUUUCGGCUUAGGACGGCUAGCAAACAUAGCAGGUGGAACACCAAGAUUACAGUCUGACAGGAUUGCGACUGAGACCAAGCAACAACAUUCUGCUGAUGCUGCAGUCAAUUUAAUUGUUAGUCCUGGAUCUUUAUAUCAAGCCCCAGAAGCUCCGAAGGUUUUGAAGCCAUCACAAAAAUGGGACGUUUACUCCUACGGCGUUAUACUACUGGAGCUGAUUACUGGAAGAUCUCCAGAAGCCUUGAUGGCUUCAUUGGAUAUGGAUCUAGUGAGAUGGGUACAGUUAUGCAUUGAUGAGAAAAAACCAUUUUCAGAUGUAUUGGACAAUGUACUGCUCCACGAACUGGAAAUGGAAGAAGAGAUGAUCGGCGUGCUGAAAAUUGCACUGGCCUGUGUUCAGAGCAAUCCAGAGAGGAGGCCGUCAAUGAGGAAUGUCUGUGACUUGCUGGAUAGGUUGACUGGGACCAACUGAGAGUGGAAGUCGUGCAAUGAUGCCAUGGCUACUGAGGGUUUGAAUAAUUUGAAUUUGAGUCCUCUGCUUGAGCGCACUGAAAAUGGUUUUACCUCACAACUGAGGCAAUCACAGUUCUACUCGUGCUCUUUUUGUUUCAUUUCAACUGCUUCUGUUGCACUCUCUGAUGGAUGAGAGCUAACAAUGGAGCAUUCAGUAGAUGAAACAUGCUCUCAUCGCCUUAUCUAUCUCUAAAUCUGUUUUUUGCCUUGUGUUGUAGCUUUUUUACUGCAAUCACGAUAAAAAUAUUCCAAUGAUUUUUGUUUUGCAAUCCUAUUAUACAGAUCUUCCUUUGGUA
Nymphaea colorata (pocket water lily) is the source of this 3241-nucleotide messenger RNA. Its product is annotated as receptor protein kinase-like protein ZAR1. NCBI's taxonomy places the organism in Eukaryota, Viridiplantae, Streptophyta, Magnoliopsida, Nymphaeales, Nymphaeaceae. Gene Ontology annotation, molecular function: receptor serine/threonine kinase binding; ATP binding; protein kinase activity. Bases 802 to 2904 code for a protein of 700 amino acids. The transcript is spliced from 3 exons. The record is from RefSeq and is a predicted model, not a curated record. Gene Ontology annotation, biological process: protein phosphorylation.